Closterium sp. Yama58-4 is the source of this 2196-nucleotide messenger RNA. The record is from the annotation of a GenBank genome assembly. Lineage: Eukaryota; Viridiplantae; Streptophyta; Zygnematophyceae; Desmidiales; Closteriaceae.
AUGUCCUCUGCGGCAGAGGCUCUGCCUUCCAGCUGCCAGCUGCCAGCUUCUCCUUAUGCCCCCUUGCUUCCACCGGACCCUUCUGUUCUCGUGACUCUCCCCUGUCUACCAGCCGCCAUCCUCGGAUCACCACCGCUUCAUUCAUUCUCGCGCAUCUGCCAGCAGGGGUGGUGCUCGUGCUUCCAGAGCAGUAGGAAAGAAGGGGGUUUCUCGAGGCACCUCGAACAAUUCCUGCUCCCCCCCCGUUCCUCCCUCCCCCACUUCCCCUCCCCAUGUUUCUCUCCCCAUCAGCCGCCCUCCUCGGAUCGCCACCGCUUCAUUCUCGAGCAUCUGCCAGCGGGGGUGGUGCAUGUGCUGCCACAGCCGGGGGGAGCAGGGGGAGCAGGGGGGGCAGGGGGAGCGGGGGAAAGGGGCGGGGAGAUGCUGGUGAAUGCGCACGUGGAGGCGAUUGUGGGGUACUCGCGGGAGCAGCUGGGGAGUGUGGAUGACUGGUUCUCGCUGCUCUUCCGGGAGCGAGAGGCCGAGGUGAGGAGAGAGACGCCGAGGCCCAUCCCUUCCCCCUCUGUGUCCCCUUCUCCCCAGGUGCGCAAGGUGAUGGAUGCAGAUCGCAAGGCGGGCUUCCCCCAUCCGCGCACCAUGCGAGUGGUGCGGAGCGACGGCGAGCAGCGGUGGGUGGAGGUGGUGGGACGCGACUGCAGCAAUCUCUCCUCUUCCAGUGAUAUAACGGGCGGAGCAGCAGGGGGGGCAGCGGGGGGAGCAAAGGAGGGGGGAGGGGGUGGGCAGCUGUGGGUGGUGAGUGACAUCACGGACCGGCUGAUCGUGCAGGAGAAGUUUCGCCUGCUCUUUGACUUCUCCUCGGACGGCUACCUGGUGUUUGACGAGACGGGCAUCACGGAGUGCAACGAAGCAGCAGUGCGCUGCCUGCGCUGCCCCGACAAGGCCAGCCUGCUGGGCCACCACCCCGCGCUCUUCUCGCCGCUGAAGCAGCCGGACGGGCAGCUGUCCAAGGAGAAGGCUAAAGCCAUGGACCGCCGGGCAGAGCAGCAGGGCAUGCACAAGUUCGAGUGGGUGUAUCAGCGCUUUGACGGCUCUCUAGUCCCCAUAGAGGUGACGCUGACCUUUCUGGAGGUGCAGCAGCAGCACCCCAUGUACCUGGUGGUGUGGCACGAGGUGGCGGAGAUCAAGCAGCAGGCGGAGGAGCUGCGGGCCGCCAAGGACGCGGCUGAGAAGGCCAGCCAGGCCAAGAGCCAGUUCCUCGCCAACAUGAGCCAUGAGAUUCGCACUCCCAUGAAUGGUGUCAUCGGCGUGGCAGAGCUACUACUAGGAACCGACCUCACAGCAGAGCAGCGCUCGUACCUGGAGAUCAUCCGCUCGUCGGGGGACAAUCUCCUGAGAAUCAUAUCGGACGUGCUGGAUCUUUCCAAGAUCGAAUCCAAGAACCUGGCGCUGGAGCACAUCGAGUUCAACAUCCAGCAGCAGGUGACGGAGGCACUAGUGCUGCUAGAGGUGGUGGCGAAAGAUAAGGGGGAGGAGGAGGUGGGAUCCUGUGUGUCCCCUCUCCCUCCACUGAAUGUUACUCCCCUCCCUAUCACAUUCCCAUCCCAUAUGUUGUUGACUCCCGUGCUGCAGGUGACGGAAGCACUGGCCCUGCUAGAGGUGGUGGCGAAGGACAAGGGGCUGUAUCUAGAGCUGGAGAUUGCUGAAGAGGUGCCGUCCGUGGUGGUGGGCGAUCCAGUGCGGUUGAGGCAGGUGCUGCUGAACCUCAUCUCCAACUCCAUCAAGUUCACCGACAAUGGCGGAAUCACAGUGGAUCUGCGUCUGGCCACAGACGAAGAGAUUAAAGAGGUGCGGGACACGGGGGUGGGCAUGGACGAGAGUGCGCGCAGCCGGCUGUUCAAGGCGUUCUCGCAGGCCGACAACUCCACCAGCCGCCGCUACGGUGGCACCGGGCUGGGCCUGGCCAUCUGCAAGAGCCUCUGCAAUCUCAUGGGAGGGGAUAUCAGCCUGCACAGCCAGGUGGGCGUGGGGUCCACCUUCUUCUUCUACGUGCGGGUGGGCGUGGUGAGGCGCGAUGCCCAGUCAGGUGCAGUAUCAGCGGAGCAGUCACUCACAAGCGAUGUGGAGCCGCUGUGGAAGCACCUGCAGGACCUUAGAGUGCUCGUGGCCGAGGUGAGGGGUGGUUUGUGUUGGGGUUGA